Bactrocera dorsalis (oriental fruit fly) is the source of this 2143-nucleotide messenger RNA. It is a transcript of the gene egr, whose product is annotated as protein eiger. Gene Ontology annotation, biological process: immune response. The transcript is spliced from 7 exons. NCBI's taxonomy places the organism in Eukaryota, Metazoa, Arthropoda, Insecta, Diptera, Tephritidae. Gene Ontology annotation, molecular function: receptor ligand activity; tumor necrosis factor receptor binding. Gene Ontology annotation, cellular component: membrane. The coding region runs from base 577 to 1926 and encodes 449 amino acids. The record is from RefSeq and is a predicted model, not a curated record.
UCAGUUUUAAGCGAAGUAUUUAACCGUUCGGACGUCGUACUUUCCAACAACACAAGUGCAAGAAAAACAACAAUUCCUGAGUGUUAAACGGCUGCAAAUUAAAUAAAUGAGUAGUCCAAAAUAUUUGUAUUUGUAAUAGGUCUUUGCCGAUCUCAUCAUCAUAUACUGAUAAAUUUGAGUCAUAUGUAUGCAUACACAUGCUUGUACAUACAUAUAUUAAGCUAGUAUUCAGACUCAUAUGGUACAUACAUAUAUGUAUGUCAGAGACUGAUAGUUUCGGUGAUAGAGGAAUCUUGUGAAGCUGAAAUUGUUGAUAAGAAAUAUAUGUAAACCCAUAAAUAUACAACGUGAAUCUUGGUUCCGACAUUUUUAAUUUUUUUUAUUAUUAUUGUAUUAUAGAAAUAGAUAAAUUGACUAUCAAAUUAUGAAACAAUACAGACAAUAUAUGGUACAAUUAGUGGGUUGCAAGUGUUAAAACUUAUAAACAUUAGUACAGAAAUGGACUUUUAAUGUGAAGUAAUAACAUUGUUGAUUAGCUUUUGUGCUUUGCAUUAUUAUAUUAUAAGUAUAUUAAUUAUGACAACGGAAACGCUUAAGCCCUUUCUAUCAACGUCCCGCCGAGUGGAUAGCGUUACUACAAUGCGCUUGAGCACCACAUCACAUUGUCAACAAGGCUUCAACUUUAAGCGGAUAAUUUUCGGCACAUUUGCUGUGGUUUUACUUUUAUGUUUGUUUGGUUUUAUGUAUGUUCACUUUCGGCGUAUUUCUCAAAUUGAAACGAAUGUUCAACAUUUGACGAAAAAAAUAUUGAAAAUGCAAGCACGACUGGGCCUGACGAAUUUGAACGAUUCGGGCGAUUAUGGAAAUGAGUACGAUACCAUAAUUAUUGAUCAACCAAAAAUAUCACGAAAUGGUGGAGAAAAAUUGAGCCAAGGAGAUGAACAAUAUACAGUGGACGCUGAUUAUUACGAAAAUGAAUUUGAUUAUACUGAGUUUAGAAACCAGUUACCCGUUAUGAACUAUGACGAGGAUGAAGAUGAUGAACCAAAAAAUUACAUUAUUAAUGACGAUUCUAAAGGAAACGAAGAUGAAGAUGAUGAAAACGUAAUAGAAAUAUCAGAUGAUGGCGAUUUAUAUGAAGAUUUUUCCAAAUUCAAUGCCUCACGAAAAAAUAACACAAGUGCGCGUAAUCCGCGUGCCAUUGAAUCAAAACUAUUUAGCAAAGACGAUCAGAAUUCUAAAAUCAUAGGCUUAAGAAAAAGUGCUGAUGAAUCUUUGGAUGCCCUUAAUCACCCUAAGAAUAUGGUGAUACUUAGACUGCCACCUUUACGUAAAGAGUUAUCAGAUGGUAAACAUGAAGAAAAUAUUUCACCAAUGGAACAAAAAACUUCAAAACAAUCUCAAAGGAGAGGAAUGAACCACCGAAGGUAUAAAAAUUCGGUUUUUAAAAAAGCUAAGUCCGCGCGUCAAAUAGAAACUGUAGCGAACACUCCCGCCGCACACUUUCAUUUAAACCACAAAAUCCCAGACCGUUUUGCCAGCAUUAGAAUCGAUUCUUUUUCCGGCGAUAUGUAUAUUGGUCAUCCCAGUUGGCCAAAUGAAAUUGACGUCGAUAAGUAUUUCAAAGUGGAAAAUGGCGUAUUAACAGUAUAUGAAACGGGCCUUUAUUACGUGUACGCGCAGGUUUGUUACAACAAUACUCAUGAUCAGAAUGGAUUUGUGAUAUUUCACGGUCAUAAGCCAUUUCUUCAAUGUUUAAAUACUGUACCAACGAACAUGCCCCACAAGAUUCAUACUUGCCACACUAGCGGUCUUAUCUACCUGAAAGAACAUGAAACAAUUCAUUUACGUGAUUUUCAUAGUGAUAGAAAUGCUAUUUUAAAGGAGUCCAAUAAUCGGAGCUAUUUUGGGUUAAUAAAAAUAUAAAAAAUAUACAGAAAUAAUUACAUAAAUACAUAUGUAAUAUAAGGUUACACAUAGAAAUAAAUUUAUAUCUGUACAUACAUACAUAUAUACUUACUUAUAGCUAAUUCUUUUUGAAUUUGGCACUUAAACUGCUACUUAAAGUUUUGUCCAAUUUGAACACGGUUUUGAUUGAUUCUAAAUAAAUUGAUUAAGAUUCUAAAUAAUACAAUUACAAUAA